Messenger RNA from Cebus imitator (Panamanian white-faced capuchin), 6207 nucleotides. RefSeq names its product TNF superfamily member 15 (gene TNFSF15). The record is from RefSeq and is a predicted model, not a curated record. NCBI's taxonomy places the organism in Eukaryota, Metazoa, Chordata, Mammalia, Primates, Cebidae. Gene Ontology annotation, biological process: immune response. The transcript has 4 exons. Gene Ontology annotation, molecular function: tumor necrosis factor receptor binding. The coding region runs from base 78 to 887 and encodes 269 amino acids. Gene Ontology annotation, cellular component: membrane.
GAGGGGAGGGGAGAGGAAAAGGGAAGGAGGAGACUGAGUGAUUAAGUCACCCACUGUGAGAGCUGGUCCUCUAUUUAAUGGGGGGGUCUCUCUGCCCAGGAGUCAGAGGUGCCUCCAGGAGAAACAGGAGCAUGGCUGAGAAUCUGGGGCUGAGCUGUGGGGAAACAGCCAGCGUGGAAAUGCUGCCAGAGCAGGACAGCUGCAGGCCCAAGGCCAGGAGCAGGGGCGCAUGCUGGGCACUCACUUGCUGCUACCUGUUGCUCCCCUUCCUCGCAGGACUCACCACCUAUCUGCUUGUCAGCCAGCUCCGGACCCAAGGAGAGACCUGUGUCCAGUUUCAGACUCUAAAAGAACAGGAGUUUGCACCUUCACACCAGCAAGUUUAUGCACCUUUUAGAGCGGAUGGAGAUAAGCCAAGGGCACACCUGACAGUUGUGAAACAAACUCCCACACAGCACUUUAAAAACCAGCUCCCAGCUCUGCACUGGGAACACGAACUCGGCCUGGCCUUCACCAAGAACCGAAUGAGCUACACCAAUAGAUUCCUGCUGAUCCCAGAGUCAGGAGACUACUUCGUUUAUUCCCAGGUCACAUUCCGUGGGAUGACCUCUCAGUGCAGUGAAAUCAGACAAGCAGGCCAACUGAACAAGCCGGACUCCAUCACUGUGGUCAUCACCAAAGUGACAGACACCUACCCUGAGCCGACCCAGCUCCUCAUGGGGGCCAAAUCUGUGUGUGAAGUAGGCAGCAACUGGUUCCAGCCCAUCUACCUCGGAGCCAUGUUCUCCCUGCAAGAAGGGGACAAGCUAAUGGUAAACGUCAGUGACAUCUCUUUGGUGGAUUACACAAAAGAAGAUAAAACCUUCUUUGGAGCCUUCUUACUAUAGGAGGAAAGCAAAUAUCAUUAUGUGAAAGUCCUCUGCCACUGAGUUCCUAAUUUUCUUCAUUCAAAUGUAAUUAUAACCAGGGGUUUUCUCGGGUGGGAGUAGGGGGGCAUUCCACAGGGACAAUGGUUUAGCAGUGAAAUUUAGGGCCCAAAAUUUCACAGUUCAUGUGCCUUACUGAUGAGAGUACUAAUUGGAAAAAGACUGAAGACAGCAAAUAUACUAUCAUGGUUGCUUGGAGGACUGGUGAGUUCCUAAAUUUAAAUGAAGACACUGAUCACUAAAUAAAUGGAUGAUCUACUCAGGUCAGGAUUGAAAGAGAAAUAUUUCAACACCUUCCUGCUAUACAAUGGUCACCAGUGGUCCAAUUAUUGUUCAAUUUGAUCAUAAAUUUGCUAUAAUUCAGGAGCUUUGAAACAAGUUCAAGGAAAGCUCUAGAAAACAGUAUAAAACCUUCACAGGCAAAAUCGUUCAUCAGUUUUUCCAUGUACUUUCAUGCCUUGCCUAAAAAAAAAGAAAAGAGAGUUGCUUUGUCUCAUGAACGUUCUCAAGGAAGGAGUUGGUUUUCAUGUCAUCUAUAGUAUAUGAGAAAAGCCACAUUUCUUUUGAUUACGUACACAAAUCUCAAAAUAAGCAAGCAUGAGUUUCACAUGUAUAUAAAAAAUACAACAGCUGCAUGUAUUCAGCAGAGUUUUCUUGAGCACCUAUUACGUUCUGGGUGCUAACCUUAACCCAGAAGACACUAUGAAAAACAAGGCACACUUCACUCAAAACUUAUGUGAACACUGCUAGAUGCUUCCUGAUCAAAUAUUCAUCAACCUAGUCUAAAGAAUAACACCAAGCCUUUAAAAAAAAAAAUCAUCUGAACCUGUUACAUCAGAUUUCUGGCACUCUCCUGACUGUGGAAGAUAGCCAGCUGAUUAGGUCCCUCAAGAAAACUGAAGACAGAUAUCUAGUUAACUAGAUCAACUAUAAAGACAACUUGUUUGAUAUUGGAAGACAGUGGACUUAUUCCCUGGGGGAGGGGGAAGAAAGAAGUCAAUGACCAAAUCUGGAGAAGUUAACCUAGAUCUUUGAGGUUUGAUUUGCAACUUUAUAUGCAGAGUAUUGUGUGGGUAUUUUUUCCUUGAAAUAUUCAAAGAAAUUUAUAUAUGGGAUUAGCUAAUGGGCCUAGCCAAGACCUUCCUGGAAGGAGAGGCUGGACAUUGAGGAGGUCCUUUCUAUGCUUCAGUGGGUGCAUAUCCUCUGGUCUAUAAGAUUUUCUCAUGCUAAUAUGUCAAGGGCAAGAGAUACAGCUCUGUUCUCUUAGCCUUUUUUGACUGUCUGUAAAGCAGGAAUCUGCCUAUUUGUUUCCCAGGAGAAAAUGAGCUCAUGGGAUGAAACAUGUUAACUUCAUGUGUUCUGUGGCAUCUGAGCAUUUUGGUGUGAUAUGACCGGUGACAUUGGUCCCUAUUAUAAAUGCUCCCUAUGCUAGCAGACCUCACGGAUGGGUCUGAGAGCAAAUAUGGCACCAAAAUCACUCUCACUCUGCUUUCCUGUAGACUAUAGAGGCAGAGAGGCACUUGGGAGGCUCCUGAGCAGAGUGUCUAAUGCAGUAGGAGUACUCAAUAUUUUUUUAGUUAUAAUUAAAUAAAAAUUAAUGUCUGAUUUCUCAGUUUGGAGGUUAAGGCUAUAAAUAUAUUUUCUAACAUCUGCUAGGCUAACUUUCAAACCAGGCCUUUUUCUCCCCUUCACAUUCCCAAAACAGUCAGCACAGACUCAGUGAGAGCACAGAGGGGUGUGGUCACCUCCACCUGGCUCACCAGAGUCUUCAUAGUGGAAGUGAAGCCUGAAAGAAGGUGGGUGGGGCCCAGAUGACCUCAGGGAAAGGGCAUCUCAGAUGUAGGAAUUACCCUUGACUUAAAGCAGAAAAGAAAGAUUGCUCAGUAACUUGAAAACUUGCUUUAUAAGAGAGUAUUCCCUCAACCAAUUCCAGGGACAGUAUUUAUUGGUAGAUCAAGAAUGUUUCCUCAAUAAUUCUAGUCUAGCUCCAUGAAUAGAACUAACACCCAUUAAGAACAUAAAACGUUCUUUCUGGACCAGUCUUCAUGGUGCAUGAGAGUACCAGGCAGCUUGGGUAUGCAGGAGGAGAUUUGCACACAAGAGUGGCCUGUCCAAACAUGCCCACUGUUCCAUAGGUGACCUAGUGGAUCUGGAAGUUUAUCCCAAGGCAGGAAUUUCCUAAUAUUCUAAGACAUUUGAGGCUUUGGGAAAUUCUCUGCUGUGUAUUUACUUUGUUUCUGUCAUAAGCGUGUUUUUUUUUAAGAAUGUGUCAUAGCUUAAGUUUUUACUGUGGAUUUUGUUUAAUUUUGUAUGGUACAGUAUAUCUUCUAUGAUUCAGAAAGGCACAGUCAGACAUUCCUAAUAGAGCUCAUGUCAGAACCUCUGUUCCCAAGGCAUUACCUCCAUAGCAAAAAUUAGUGCACUGUUUUCAAAAGUGAGGUGGGAAAAUGCUUUUAAGAUCAUGUAAUGUUACCCUAAAAGAGGUUAACAGAAUGUAUUUAGGGUUUUGGAGGGAGAAAGAAGCUUGCUUUAGAAAAUAGUAAAUUGAAGGAGAAAAUGCCUUCCUAGUUAAAUAUGUCUCAAAAGGCUGAAUUUAAAUCAAUUCCACAAACAUUUACUGAGUACCUACUGGCCCUGGAGACACAGAGAGAAAUUAUUUAGUCUCAGACACACUCAUUCUAACUUCCCAGCACCUCCACUAUCUGCAGAUCCUUUAUUUCAGUUGUAUUAGCUAAUUAAUUUGCUAACUUUAGGCACAUGGCCCUCAUUAUGAAAAUGGGUGCCAUUUGAUGAAGGCUUAUGUCUAACAAAAUGAUUUAUAUUUACUCUAAGAGGUUUUUAAAAAAAAAAUAGCUACUCAAGAAUAGUUUCCCAUAAAUCAAUGGGGUAAAAAAACAAAGUUACCAUUUUCUAUGGUAGAAUCCAUUAUUUAAGCCACAUAUAGAGAGAGGUUAUUAUUUGCCGGACUCAAGUUUGGUCAUCAACACCCUUAAAUAUAUUAGAACUUUAUGGAUGACCCAGGAAUGCUUUGAAAAUCUGUGUUCCUCAGCAAAUGCAGAAACCGUGAUCAAAAUGCACAGAAUCACUAACAUUUUUAUGCUAGCAUGGUUUCAAUCUAUUUGGCAAAACAGAAUUGUUUAUGUUACUAAAAUUUCUAAUUUGUUUUUUUACUAAGGUACAGUAAGGAAAGGGAAAAGUAUACCUUUUCACUUCCUGAAAUGUGUCAGGUUGAAUCAAUAACAGAGCACACCAGAACAACUAUUCAGUUCUCAUCACCCCACAGGAAAUUCCGCGUCUGUGCUAGUCAAUAAUCCCCCUGGAUUAUAAAAGUUUAACUAACUCACUGUGCACAAGGCAUGGCCAUUGCCAGCAUUCUCUUGCGAGGUAUUUUCCCAAGCCCUUACUCAAUUCUGUUUCCAUGUGACAUUGGGGAUUAAUUCUGCAGGACAGAACUGUUCACAUUCUGUACCUUAAAAACACAUGCAAAAGUCUCUUGCCUCAAGAUUUCUGAUUUUCCUAUGGCCCAGAGUCCAAGAAGUAUCUUGAUAUCUAUAGCAGAAUUUUUAAGUGUAUGUCAUUAUCCUAGAUAUUAACAUUUUUGCAUCAUAUUGGCAGCUGGACCUACAGAGAAUUUAGCAGACUGUUAACCUAAUAACCCUUGAAUCCUUUUGCACCAGUGAUGAGAGGAUGUGGAUCAGAGCCGUCAUAUCCAUGCCCUGCCACCCUCUAACAACCACAUUUACAACUUCCCAAGUUCUGAGACAUACUUGCCCUGACCCCUUCCAUCAUCCCAUUUUAAGAUGAAAAUACCAUAUCAUCCUGCAUGGAAGAAGUUACUUGCCCAGGGCCACAUGAUGAGUUAAAGGCAGACCUAAAGCUAGGAAGCUAUCUUCCUGAACCAUAAUCCUGGACUCUUCUAACCUCUCUACUCUUAGCAAAUAGUGUUCAUUUUAAUGAUUUGAAGGAAGGAGGAAGAAGUAUUUUCAAAUACCUAUAGGACAACAUGGAAGCGAAAGGAGACUUCUUCUGUAUCUCCCCAGAGAAGAAAGCUAGGGCUACAGAGUUGCAGUUACAAGGUUGCCCUCUCUCUGGUUUGAUCCCCAAAGGAACUUUCUACCCAGAAAUAGAAUUUUUCUAGGAAGUUAUUUCUCCAUCCCUGGAGAUACUCAAACAAAGGGCUUGUCACAACGGUUUUUGUAGAAGCUAUUUCUUCAUAGAGGUUGGGGAGAGAUUUAGCCAAGGGAACUCUGGGGUCUUUUUCAAAUCUAUGAUUAUGUGGCCAUUUUUUAAUUGACUUCCACAUGUUCUAGUUGAUCACUACAAACCUGGCAGGCCUUCUCAAGAGUUCAGUGGCUUCCAGCCUAGAAUCAGCUGUCAUUUCCCACUUGUUCAGAGAGUGUCCAACACAAAAUACCCCUAAGAUCUUGGCCAAUAGAGACAUGUCAUGGAAUUUUAGAGAUGACAGUAUCUGCAGAAUUUAUUCCAAGUUACAUCAUUUCAAGGAUGAAGAAACCCAGGUUCAGAAGGAUGGCAUGGUGGCCAGUGCCAGACGGUAGGUAGUUGGAGUGCUAAGAGUAGAAAUCAGAUCUGACAAUAAGCUCAGCAGUCUUUCAACUUCAUUCAUAAAUCAUCUAUUUUUUUGAGCAUCUAUCAUAUGGCAGCAUUUUCCUGGAUACUGGAGAGCUGAGAGGGAACGUGACAGGCAAGUCCCACUCUCACAGUGUAUACAUUCAGUAGGAAGGAGAUACACAGUAAAUAAAGUACCAAAUAAAGUAGCUGAACUUCAUCAAAUGAUUUUAUUCUUAAAGUCAUUAAAACAUGCAAUGUUCCCCUUUUAUUUGUUUCAGGGGUUUACAGAUGGAACAAGCUUAGGUGUUUAUGUGGUUUUAGUGAUAAACCCUAUGUGCUUUCAUUUAUUUUAUGUUUUAUGUUAAAACAUCAACCCCAAGGUAAAAUGCAUAUUGUAUGUUGUUGGAUAUGUAUUUAACUGGUAUGCAUCCCAUGUCUUUGGGCACUAGUGUAUGAAUUCUAAUCUCUGUAAAUGAAAUGUUGUAUGUGUUAAUAUAUUUAAUAGAUGUAACUUCAUAAACUGGCAUUGAAGACUGAAGGAUUUUCACACUAAUUGUCAAUUAUUUUGUUAAUGUGUUCCUUUGUUUUUCUUUCUAGAUUAAGUCUAAGGGUAACCUCUUGGGAUUUUUAAAAAUGCAUCUAAUUCUCCAUGUACUUGGCUACAAAAUGACAACUGACUUUCAUAGGUAUAAUAAACCUUAAAGCAAACUGA